CUCUAUCCAAUGCUUAGAGGCUGCAGUUCUAUUUGGGAAGUUGGCAGCUCGCGGCAAGCUCUUUUACUCUCGCACUGGCAGUUCGACUCUGGAAUUAUGAGCAGAGCUGGUCAAUCCUGUACCUUGUUUUGAAUUUUAUUCCCAGAGAAUUGAGACCAUGGAGAUUAGCAUCGGCAUCCUCAUUGCGUUCCUUAUCUCACAGGUUGUCCAUAUUGGAACCCAGGAGGAGGGGGAGAAGGGAUGCGUGCCUGGCUUUCAGGUGAAGGAGUACCAGGUGGAGUACAACAGAGGUUUCCAGAAGGACCAUCCUCUCACACAAAUGUUAUUUGAUGACUGUGUGGGGAACGAGGGCAUGGCGUUCGAGGUGUCCCACCCAGACUUCCAAGUUGAUGAGGAGAUGAACCUGGUGGCCAGACGGGACGUGAUUGACAGCGGCACCGUGAUGUUCAUCCAUGGUGUCAAUGAGCAUGCUGAGGAUAUGGCACAGGUGGACAUUGUAGGAGCUCUACCCCGGUCUCCCCAAACACUCAGGGAGAUCCUUGGCCUUGGACAGAUCCAGCCCUACAGAUCAAAGAGAGCCCUGUUCGCCCCCCGCAUGCAUGUCAGUGAGAACAUGGAGCCGCCAUUCCCGAAAGUCAUUGGCACGGUAAGCCUCACCCGUCCGUCCCACCUCGGACACCUUCUGAUACACUAAUAGACGGAUUGUGGA
Salvelinus fontinalis (brook trout) is the source of this 709-nucleotide messenger RNA. RefSeq names its product cadherin-13-like. The record is from RefSeq and is a predicted model, not a curated record. The transcript has 4 exons. Gene Ontology annotation, cellular component: membrane. Gene Ontology annotation, molecular function: calcium ion binding. Lineage: Eukaryota; Metazoa; Chordata; Actinopteri; Salmoniformes; Salmonidae. The coding region runs from base 158 to 694 and encodes 178 amino acids.